AUAUUAAUAUUAGUAAAAACAAUAAGAGGAAGCAUAUUUGAAUUUAUGACUCGUGGCAUGCAAGGAUUUACAAUAUUUUCCAAGAGAACUUAAAAUGAUGAACACUAGUUAACAUUAAUAAUCUACAAGUUGCAUAUAUUGAAAAAUUAGCAAUCAUGCUCCAAAACAAUAACAAUAGGUGCUCCUAUCUCGCUUUUAAGACUUGGUUAAAAACAGCUUUCAGUUACAUGCAAUAUCUCAUAAGGAUAAUCUAAGCAAGAAAGGAUUAUAUAAAAAUAACAUCUUUAUGCCUUUUUAAGUGUAUUAAAGCUAUAACUGUGAAUCUGAUAAUGUAUCAAGUAAACUUCUUCAAAACCUCAUAGCAUUACAUGGUAAAACUAAGAUCAGAAGCAUCAGCGAAAUUUAUGAUGCAUACUAUAUCCAUAGAAGGACAAGUCACAUACUCACACACACCUUCAUUUUAGCCCUAAUAGACGCGUACUAUGCUCAUAUAAGCACAUAUAGUCACACACACUCACACAUCCUCGUGCGCACAUGCAUGCAUGUGCACAUCCACACACACACAUUCCUCACACACAUGCACACGUAAGCAUGCACACACUUAUUUAUGUUGUCAGUUGUGGGUUAUACGUUCAUGUUAACUAUUCAUGAAAAGAUAAUUAAAGCAAAUAAAAAUAUUCUUUAUGGAGAGGGUGUGCUUGUCUCUUAGUGCGCAUCCAUGUGUUUCUGGACUUAAACCUACUAAAUGUUCCUAGAUGUUUAAGCAUUUAUGGUCAUCGUGCGUGUAUGUUAAUAUCAUCUUUAUAAAUGAAUUGUUCUAUCAUGUAUUGCAGCUACCUGAGGAACAUUUAUAAUUGGGUAAAUAACACAAAACCACGCUGAACAUUGGGGGACUUUUUGGGGGGAUUUUGCACAAAAACACCCUAAACUGAACUCUCAACAUGAUACGGAACAAUGCAAACAAAUGCCUGCAAACCUAGCAUCAUCACUGUCGUCCUAAGUGAGUAGUAAACUGAUAUAUCAUAUCAAAGUCCUUAACUAAAAUGUGAAGUACAUUUUAUUAGCAUUUUAGUAGUAGAUAGUGUUUGUUAUAUAAACUAGAAUUAUCAAAUAUAUCGUGUUUCUUCCUUUCAAUUAUAUAUGCCAAACCUCUUCCAAGCAAUUUCUUUUCUUGUUCUUGCACAAUCAGUAAAUAUUGGAUGAACCAGCGAUAGUGCAAAUUUCUGCUGUUCGUCAUUCUUUUUAAGAGUGCAAGAAUUUAACAUUUUUGAGAAUUUUACUUGAAGGUCUGAAACAAAUUUCAAAUGGAAAGACAAGAGGAGGAAAGGAAGGCUGCAAAACUGCACACAACAAGCAUACUUGAUCUGCCAGAAGUGAUAAUUAUGUAUAUAAUAUCACUAUUACCUGUAACAUCAGCAGCGAAAUGUGCCGCUGUAACCAAAAAGUGGCUAGAGCUUUGGAGAUCAAUCCCUGACUGGACUCUAGACUACAAUUUAUUUCCAAAUGUGGAAAACAAGAAUAAGAAGUUUAGGUCUUUUGUUGACAAAGUUGUAUAUAUGCAUCAAGGGCCAGGCAUUAAGUCCAUGAAGAUCCACUACGUUCAACAUGAUCAAUAUGAUCUCAUAAGCCUUCAUCAUACAGAACGGUGGAUCAGACACUUGGUUCAGAAGAACAUUGUUAGACUGGACAUAAAUAUUCAUAAUCAAGCACAACUACCCUUUUCACUGUUUACUUGUGGGACAAUAACAGAACUUAGACUCGGAAUUCUUUUCAAGGAACUACCUCUGAAGGGCGAGGUGUUACUCCCUAACCUAAAAAUAUUAUACCUUGAGCAAAUAAAAUUUUCUUCUCAAAUCCAAUUUGAGAGAUUGAUGAAUGGAUGCCUGGUACUUGAAGAUUUACAUAUGAAGGGGUGUUCCUUCUUUGCUCCCGAUUUCAAUCAUCUUACUUUUUCACAUCCGAACAUAAAGAGCCUAAACCUCGAACGCUGUGGUGGUAUCGGAGCACUGAAGAUCUAUAUAUGGUUGCCGAGCCUUUCAGAAUUCAGAUUCAACGGAGCAGGUUUGGUCGAUCAAGAGGGAGUAAUUGAUCUCUCUUCAGUUAGUACAGCAGUAUUGGACCUUGACGAUAUUCUUUACACAUAUCGAUGUCGUAUGUCAAAUGGAAUCAUGACAAGCUGUGGUUCAAACAUGUCCCGGAUUUUGGCAACAGUUUGCCAUGCCAGAAAGCUAACACUAAGUGAUUGGUGUCUUGAGGUAUGUUUCUUUCUUUUUUGUCCCAUGAACAGUAUAUGUCCCUUGAUUUACUUCAUUUGGGUAGUUCUAUUUAGGAAAACAAUUCAUAAAAGCAUAGUGAUUUUGGCACGUUACCUCAGCUCUUGAUUCAGUUGACUCAAAUUUACAUUAUAUGUUAAGGCUGAGCUAUUUUACAAGCCAUAAAGGCAGAUUCCAUGGUACAUUAAACUUAUGUUUAACCAAAUGGCUCUCUACAACCUACCUGGCUCUUAAAUGUGUGAACGUGGGGGCCCACGAACCACGUGAAUCCAUGUGAAUGGCUAAGGAACGCAGCUUGGAGAAGGGGGACCACCAUGAGUUCGGGAGUUCAGCUAAGAACCAUCAGGUUUUUGCGUGAAGAGGUAAGGAAAUACGGCCCACAACCCGAGAUUUGGCAGCUAUAUAUAUAGCUAUCUUUUCUUAGGUUUUUUUUUGGGCUGAAGUGGGCGCAAGAGCAAAAGGGGGUUUUGGUUUUUGCGGCUGCACGAGAAAGUGUGCAAGGACGGCGUACAGGGGAGAACACAGAAAAGACUUUUGCGACUGUGAGGAAGAGCGACGGCUGCAGCAAAGAAAAAAAAUCAUAGGGCUUCGUGAAGAGAGUUUUGUGCAGUCUCUUGUGCUGAUUUUGAGAGAGGAAUUGAGAGAUUAGAUGGAGGGUUUAUUUGUGAGAUAUUGAGAGGUUGUAAACCUAUUUGUAUUCUCUUUCCUCUAAUUGUAGAUCCC
Molecule: messenger RNA, 2996 nt
Organism: Asparagus officinalis (garden asparagus)
Lineage: Eukaryota; Viridiplantae; Streptophyta; Magnoliopsida; Asparagales; Asparagaceae
Product: FBD-associated F-box protein At1g66310-like
Exons: 1
Coding region: 1305-2381 (358 amino acids)
Molecular function (GO): protein binding
Source: RefSeq, a predicted model, not a curated record